This is a messenger RNA of Teleopsis dalmanni, 3447 nucleotides long. RefSeq names its product ecdysone receptor. Gene Ontology annotation, biological process: ecdysone receptor signaling pathway; cell differentiation; negative regulation of transcription by RNA polymerase II. The transcript has 7 exons. Lineage: Eukaryota; Metazoa; Arthropoda; Insecta; Diptera; Diopsidae. Gene Ontology annotation, cellular component: nucleus. Gene Ontology annotation, molecular function: nuclear receptor activity; ecdysone binding; zinc ion binding. Bases 405 to 3041 code for a protein of 878 amino acids. The record is from RefSeq and is a predicted model, not a curated record.
AUAAAUUCAACACGAUAAAGCAAUAAAAAUAAUACAACUUCCUUUACUCUGUAUAAUAAAUGGAUUAGCGAAUCUUUAUCUGUUUGUCGUAUGCUGCAUAUGAGUAUUCUUUAAGCCAAUUUGUCAAACGUAAUUGACCUUUUAACUGGGUCAAAAGCACGCACACAAUAACCCAAGAAAACAUCGCACUUACGAAGCAAAAAGAGUGCAAUGGAAAAUGUAACCAAGAAGACUUGGUGGUGGAAUGGUGCCAGUAACAGUAGUCAGUGUACAGUUAUUUAAAUUGUUACAAUUGCAGCAACAAACACAAUUGCAAGCAGCAACAUUAAAAUUGCAAAAUUGCGGUUGACUGAAGCGAGCAAGCAAUCAAGCAAAAAUAGUCAAAGUUCACCAUACACCAAACAAUGAAUCUCUCAUCCAUGAUGUAUCGUUUAAAUGUACAACAUCCACAACAACAACAACAACAACAACAGUCACAGCAGCAGCAACAGUCACAGCAGCAACAGCAACAACAGCAACAGACGCAGCAGCUACAACAAACUUCGACUACUCAGCAGCAACAACAACAGCAACAAACAACGCAAGUGAUACCAAGUCAUAUACUAUUGCAGCAACAAUUAAAUGCUGCUGCAGCAGCUGCUGCCGCGGCAACAGCUGUUGGCAAUACAGGAGCAAUUUCAUUACAUCCAGCAAAUCCAACCGUAAAUGAUAACAUUGCUGGAGGCACACUUAGUGGUCUCAACGGUGGCACAGUACUCAUACAACAGCAACAACAACCAGCACAUGCACAUACUCAUUCGCAUACUCAUACUCAUCAGCGUCAUAGUCAUAGUCUUAGUGCAACAACUCCAAUAAGUAAUUCCGCCGCGUCUUCCGUUGAAGAUAAAAUCAAGCUACUCUCAACUGCCAUUAAAACUGAACCACUACAUGACGUCAUUGCCUUGACUACAGUCAAUAAUAAGAAUAAUCAUAACAACAAUAACAACAACAGCAAUAACAACAACAUUAACAACAAUAGCAAUAUCGUUGGUCUAACAGUAUCUGCUGCUACAAUGCCACAUAAAGCAACUGCUGUCGGUGGGAAUACAAGUAAAUCAACAGCAACUGUGGCGGCAGUUGUAGCAGCAGCAGCAGCGGGCGGAGCGACAACAAGUGUUAGUCAUUUGAAUAAUGCCAACACUAUAAAUCUUAUUGUUGGUGCGGGCAAUGCAGGCGCGGCAGCAUCUACCUCAGCAGCUGCUGCUGCCAGUGCGGCUGCUGGCAGUGGGUCAAAUGGUCAUUUGGUUUUUGUGCCAUCGAAACGUGCGCGGCUGGAAGGACCCGAUGAUUGGAUUUCGACACCUAGUCCGGGUAGUGUGCCUAGUUCGGCACCACCCUUAAGCCCUUCACCAGGUUCGCAGAAUCACAGCUAUGGAGCUAAUAUGUCUAAUGGCUAUGCAUCUCCUAUGUCUGCAGGCAGCUACGAUCCUUACAGUCCCAAUGGAAAAACUGGUCGUGAUGAUCUCUCACCCUCGAGUAGUCUUAAUGGCUACUCAACUAACGAAGGCUGCGAUGCCAAAAAGAUUAAGAAAGGACCUGCGCCACGUCUGCAGGAGGAACUUUGUCUUGUUUGUGGAGAUCGCGCGUCCGGUUAUCAUUACAAUGCGCUCACUUGUGAGGGUUGUAAGGGUUUCUUCCGACGGAGCGUUACGAAGAAUGCAGUUUAUUGCUGCAAAUUCGGACAUGCCUGUGAAAUGGAUAUGUAUAUGAGACGUAAGUGUCAAGAAUGUAGACUGAAGAAAUGUUUAGCCGUGGGUAUGCGGCCGGAAUGUGUAGUACCCGAAAAUCAAUGUGCAAUGAAACGACGUGAAAAGAAGGCACAAAAAGAAAAGGAUAAACAGCAAACAUCGCCGUCGGUUAAUACCAGCGAUGUUAUAAAAAAAGAAGUGCUCGAACUGAUGAAAUGUGAACCGCCAACACAUCAAACAUGUCCGUUAUUACCUGAAGACAUUGUAGCAAAAUGUCAAGCGCGCAAUAUACCUUCACUUACAUACAAUCAAUUGGCGGUUAUAUAUAAAUUGAUUUGGUAUCAGGAUGGCUAUGAACAGCCAUCAGAGGAGGAUCUCAAACGUAUUAUGAUUUCACCUGAUGAAAAUGAGAGUCAGAAUGAUGUCAGUUUCCGACACAUAACCGAAAUCACCAUUUUAACAGUACAACUGAUCGUGGAAUUCGCGAAAGGUUUGCCUGCAUUUACAAAAAUUCCUCAAGAGGAUCAAAUAACGUUAUUAAAAGCCUGCUCCUCUGAAGUGAUGAUGUUGCGUAUGGCCCGUCGCUAUGAUCACAAUUCGGAUUCGAUUUUCUUUGCCAAUAAUCGUUCGUAUACCCGUGAUUCAUACAAAUUAGCCGGUGUGGCUGAUAAUAUUGAGGAUUUAUUGCAUUUCUGUCGGCAAAUGUACGCAAUGAAAGUCGAUAAUGUCGAGUAUGCGCUACUCACUGCCAUUGUGAUCUUCUCCGAUCGACCGGGUCUUGAAGAAGCUGAACUAGUCGAAGCGAUACAAAGUUACUACAUCGAUACACUGCGCAUUUAUAUAUUAAACCGACAUUGUGGUGAUCCAAUGAGUAUAGUUUUCUUUGCGAAACUGCUCUCCAUUCUAACCGAAUUACGUACAUUGGGCAACCAGAAUGCCGAAAUGUGUUUCUCAUUGAAAUUGAAAAACCGUAAACUGCCGAAAUUCCUGGAAGAAAUAUGGGAUGUACAUGCGAUACCACCACAAGUACAGUCACACAUACAAAUGACACAAGAGGAACGGGAAGCGCAAGCAUCCACAUCAGCGGCGGCUGCGGCUGCUGCCGGAGUACAAGCAACCUCAACCAGCUCCUCGGCGGCGAUAACAAUGUCAGCGACAUCCACAACGCCUAUCGGCAUGCUACCAACCACUUCAACAGGUUUGAAUGGUGGCCUCACGACAAAUAUGUAUGGCGGGUCGCCGACUAUAGGUAUGAUGGGUGUUACAUUGAAACAAGAGCAUAUGUUAGGAGACGAGAAUAGUACGGCGGCAUAGCAGCAAUCUUUGCUGCUUCAAGCUGAGCUGGACGAUAGCGUAGUGGUCAGUGUGGGUAUGGGUGGGCUAGUAGCAGACGGCGGGGGCGUGGUACUGCUUGAGGGCGGGCUAGAGUGAGUUUGUAACGCACUCGACUAGUUUAAUGUUUUUAAUUUCCUUUAUUUAUAUAAAAACUGUUAGACUUGAAGUAUAUGUAAAAUGUGCGUAUGUGAUUAUUGUGGGGCUUCGAAAAGUAUGGGCGGGCUUAGCGUUACGGCAGCUAAAAUUGUGCAAAAGCGAACGAGCAAGAAAAGAAUAUUAAAAUGAAAUUGUAAAAUGAAAAAAUUAUUAUUAAAAACUAAAAUUAAUAAAAUGCAGUUAUUUAGUCUUAAGUUUACAUGAAGAUGAAAAUUUAAUAUAAAUUGAA